Marasmius oreades (fairy-ring Marasmius) is the source of this 1682-nucleotide messenger RNA. RefSeq lists its product as uncharacterized. Bases 225 to 1682 code for a protein of 485 amino acids. Gene Ontology annotation, molecular function: oxidoreductase activity. The transcript has 5 exons. NCBI's taxonomy places the organism in Eukaryota, Fungi, Basidiomycota, Agaricomycetes, Agaricales, Marasmiaceae. The record is from RefSeq and is a predicted model, not a curated record.
UGCGUAAUUCACAACGCUGAGACAAUCCAAAGGCUUUCAUCCCCAACAUAACAGCUGGCCGCGCUGCGUGCUACAGGGAUCAUCAAGCACCUCAAUCUUGGAUCACUGGGUAUUCUUAGUCAAGUGGCUGACGCUGAGUCAUUCAAUAUUCAUCGCUCAUCUAUAUAAGGACUCGGAGUCCUCAGUCUACUCCUUCAUCAAGUUUCGGGUCCAGCGAUUCCACAAUGGCCCCACAGCCGUUUGAUCUAUGGCCCGCACCUUCUUUGCCUCCCCGUUAUUCCCCAAGUCGACUUCCUGGAAUAACGCCUGACUCGACCUCAAAGCUACGUGAAUUGCUUAGGAAGAAUCAUGAGCAAUGGCACAUUUUCUAUGACGGUGAAGGUCGACAUAAUCACAUCUCCCAUCACUUGUUGGCCUCGUGGUCCUUGGGUGCUGACAAGGAAGUGCUUCAAGCCGGAUACAACUUGCACUCACAGCUUCAAAGACCUCUCAAAGAGUUCCAGCCCGGCGAGGUCAUCACGAAAGAGACCUUUUACGACCACCUCGGUGAACGAUCGUAUUACCAAGCAUACGCUGACUUCUUCACUUUGGAAGUUGAAAAGAAUGGGGGUUUUACCGUCUUAGAAGAGUAUGUCUUCUCCGAUAAAGUCAACUUUGGGACAACGAACAAGGAGGGCGAGCAUCCGGUAAUGUUGGGUCGGUUCAUGGGCGGACUGCUCCAUCCAAUCAUCCAUGUGGGAUACGGUGCGGAGUUUAGUUUACCAGGAAUGUUUAUCGAAGGACUCGCACAGAUCGCAGUGACCUCGGCUCCCAAGGCCUUGAUUUUACCGCAGUCGCUGUUCACUAGCUCAUCCUCCACCGCCGAGCCGCUUCAUGCGUUGACAAUCCUCGCGCGUGUCCUCCAAGACGAGCGCUUUGACAUCAAGUUGGGCAACGGUUUCGCAACGGUUACUACUGAUGUCAGAGCCAGCUGUGGUAGUGCCCCAGUGGAAUAUGCAACAGCUUGGUUGCCUGACGCAGAGCCAUCUUCCGAAUUAGUACAACGGAAAAUCGAUGAGAUCCAAUGGACUGUGACGAUUAUUUGCACAAUUUCCGGAUUCAAAAAGGGACAGGAGUAUACUGCCGAUUUUAUUGCCAUGCAUCUCGUCACAAGUUCCCUCUUUGUACAAUCCUUGGUCCCUUCUCUUUCGCCUGCAUCCCAAGCUCUUUUCCUUCGAAGUUAUUUUGCCGUCUGCCUGACCACAUGGGCUACUCUUGGGAGACCCAGUCUCGAUAUCAUGGGUUAUUUUGCGGCCGAUAUAGCACACCCAUUGCCGACUCAAUCCCUAUCACCUCCCUCACCAUCCAAGUUUGUUCUACCUUCCCCCAACUCAAUUGUAUCAGUCAACCCGAAUCCAUGGCUAUCAAUCAUCCAGCGCUCUAUUGUUCACCCAGAUGAUCACGUCGUUAAAUUCCAGCGCGCAUUGUACCAUUACGCUUCAAAAUUCGGACCAACGCCUGCGGGAUACUUUGCGAACACGGAACUUCCUGAUGCAGACCAGUUGGACGGAACGUUGUUUGUAAGAGCGGCAGAAUUGACCAUCAAGAAACUAGGAAGGGAAAUUGAUGAACUUCCUAAGAAUUUCACUUUUUGGGAUAGGACGACUUUCAGACCCGAAGGCGCAUCCGGUAACCUUUACUGA